Pogonomyrmex barbatus (red harvester ant) is the source of this 685-nucleotide messenger RNA. RefSeq lists its product as uncharacterized. Lineage: Eukaryota; Metazoa; Arthropoda; Insecta; Hymenoptera; Formicidae. The record is from RefSeq and is a predicted model, not a curated record.
UCAAAAAGAUUAUCGCACACGACGAAUGAAAUGUCAGAUUGAGAUCACGGGUAUUUAAUCACGUGACUGUUGUCACGCGUGUGUAUCUUUAAUUAGAUAAAGUCAGCUGAUUUCGAGUGAUUCUCUGGAGCAAGUAAAAGAAGGAAAUAUGGCGAAAGACGAAAAUCCACCAACGGAAGAAAUGAAAAAAGAAGAAGAUAUGGAAGAGAUACAAACAGAAGAAGCUAGUUACGAUGACACUGACGAUGAAGUAACCUAUGUCGAAAACGAGGAACAAUUGUUGUCGUCUAUGGUCAGUCACAUGGUUGAUCACAUUUGCGAUCGCAUUGAGGAGGAUGCGUUUACUGAAGAAGAUAUUAUCGAUACAGGUAUGAAGGCGUUAGAAGAUGAGUUGGAGGACUUGGAAGCUGCUUUGGAUCAUUUGGAAAAGAAGAAUGAUGAUAUACGUGCACAACUAACUGAAUUGCUCCAAUCGAAUCGUGAAGCAAGAAAACAGUUUCAAGAAUCACGACUUGAAGAAGAACAAUCAAAGUGAUGGUCACUUUGUACUUAAUUACAUGAUUUAUUUAUUGGAUGUUUAGAAAUAUUAUCUAAUCUCAUUAAUGAGAUAUUUCUUAUUUAUUUAUAAAGAGAAUGAAGGAUGCUUUAUAAUCAAAUUCAUCAGAAUAUGAAAUGAAAAUUUUAA